Messenger RNA from Rasamsonia emersonii CBS 393.64, 441 nucleotides. RefSeq names its product Ribosomal S30/ubiquitin fusion. Gene Ontology annotation, molecular function: structural constituent of ribosome. Gene Ontology annotation, biological process: translation. Bases 1 to 441 code for a protein of 146 amino acids. The record is from RefSeq and is a predicted model, not a curated record. NCBI's taxonomy places the organism in Eukaryota, Fungi, Ascomycota, Eurotiomycetes, Eurotiales, Trichocomaceae. The transcript is spliced from 5 exons. Gene Ontology annotation, cellular component: ribosome; cytosolic small ribosomal subunit.
AUGUUGUUACCAGUGAGUGCGUCAGCCGCCGUCAAAGCGAGCGCCUCAACCAACCAGCACCAUUUUUCCACAGCUAGAACUAACCCAAUCAGUUCUGAUCGAGCAACAGCAUCCACUCUGUUGACAACGACAUUAACCUCAUCAUCAUCACAUCCAUCUCUAUCGAAAAAAAAAAAGAAAAGACAAAGUCUAAGGAACUCGCAAAUAUGGGAAAGGUCCACGGCGAGAUCCCUCGCCCGUGCCGGUAAGGUCAAGGCUGCUACUCCUAAGGUCGACAAGCAAGACAAGAAGAAGUCCCCCAAGGGCCGCGCGAAAAAGCGUCUCGUGUACACCCGCCGUUUCGUCAACGUUACUCUGACUGGUGGGAAGAGGAAGGAAAGGCGACUUAUUUAUGUCAAUGGAUAUACGCUAAUUAUGUUUUCUUUCUUCCAAACUAGAUGA